AAUGUCGUAUGAUAAUCAGUAAAGAAAUGUCAAAAUAGUCGAGUUGACCUUCGUACGAUAUGCUCAUAAAUAUUUGGAAAUGAUAUUUUUUGUUUCAAUAUUUUACAUUGUACCACUUUUAUAGUGAUUUAGUUACCAGUGAUGGCUCAGCCAAAUCAAGUGACGCUUGAUAUCGAAGACGAAGUGCCCGCAGAUGUGGCGGCGGCGCUGCGUCAGAAUGCGUUAUACAGAGCCGAGUUACCUGCCAGACCAGUAGCUCCAAACAGAAAUAACCUGGGCCUUGGAGACCGUCUCAACAGUGUGUUCAGGGAAAUCAGACCACUCGUCGAACAUGCUCGAAUGGGAAACAAUGCCAGGCUGUCACUUCCCACAUGGUUGCCCCGGAAUACACCGGCAACCCACCAAGUCAUAGAAGUUGGAGUACAAAGACCUCAAAGUUCCAUCGCUCAUGUGAACUUGGGCCCCAAUGCUCAGACAUACAUAGUGAAUGAACGCACCACACCACCAGCACAGAGGUCACAGUCAACCAGUCAUGGGAUAAGCAACAGUGCAUCAAAUGACUCAAACUUGUCCGAGCAGGAUCAGGAACAUCCCGAGAUCAAUGUGUCAGUGAACCCCGCCAAUAACAACAAUAUUCAUGAUAAUGCUGACAAUGAGAGUCAGAGUGAUGAUGGGACACAGCAGGUAGUGGAUGUGAGAGCGACGCUCAACUUGCUCAUACGCUACGCACCGUUCUAUUUCUUACUCUUCAUAAAAUUCAUGUACGACAGUCGGGAAGGGAUCUUCACUUUUAUCAUCCUGUUCUGUACGUUCACGCACAGCAAUGGUCUUGUCAGGAGGGAGCACGGCAAGCAGAUGAACCGCAGCAUCCUCGCUCUGUUCAGCGAGUUCGUGUUCACCUCAAGUUGUAUAGUGAUCGUGCACUUCCUGUUCGGUCACGGCAAGCUGCUGCCCAACGUGGUGAUGUUCCCCGGCUACACGGAGCUCGACGUGUGGGAGCUGCUGUGGCUGGUCGUGCUGACGGACCUGAUCGUGAAGAUCAUUACCGUCGAUGUCAAGAUACUGGUCACUAUGAUGCCGGCGUUUAUACUGCCGUUCCAGAAACGGGGCAAAGUGUACCUAUUCACGGAAGCUGUAUCUCAGCUGUACCGCUCUCUACUCACGAUCCAGCCGUGGAUCUUCUACUUGAUGCAAUCCUACGAGGGUUCGGAGAAGAUGGUCGGCAUGUUCCUCACGUCGGUGUACGUCAUCGCGAAGGUCAUCGAGGUGCUGGUGCGGCUGCGGCUCUUCAAGAACGCCACCUGGACGCUGCUGCAAAGCGUGAAUUUGGGCACGAAGCCGACUUGCGAGCAGUUGCUAUCGGCCGGCGACUCGUGCCCGAUCUGUCACGACGACUACUCGACGCCAGUGCGGCUGGGCUGCAGCCACAUCUUCUGCGAGCUGUGUAUCUCGGCGUGGCUGGACCGCGAGCACACCUGCCCGCUCUGCCGCGCCAAGGUCGCUGACGAGCCCACCUGGAGGGACGGGUCCACUACGUACGACUUCCAGCUAUAUUAAGUUGUUGAGACACUGGCACUGGGCAAAUUUCUAGGCCGACAAAAUAGUCAACAGGUAUUGGCCAUCAUAGAAGAGUUGAAAUGAAGUAGUUGACGUCUUCGGUCACCGAUGGCCGACACAAGUCUAUUGGCUCAGUAUUCUUCAUGUUAACAAACGAGAAUUAAGGUCAAAUGUUGAUGUUUUAGAGGAUUGUGUGAGCACAAGUUAGUCCAUCGAUUACAGUACGUGCCCGACACGAUUCUAUCAAGUUUAUAAAUCGUCUGUAGGAUGUCUACGGCGGUACCGUGCUUGGUUUCUCCUCAGUGGGUGCUUUGAAUAUCAGUUCAUGAAGAUUCGAAUCGUAUGCUGGUGCGGUGUUCAGUGCAGCCGUACUUAUGUUUGUGUUGACUCUUUCUUUCAUAGUUACGGAGUGUUACCAAAUUAAAGUGAUUUAGUGUCGGUGAAUUAAUGCAUUUUUUUAUCAACGUGCGAGUUUUUUUAAUGUAUUGAAAAUAUCUAUUUCAAAUUCCAUUUUUACUGUCGAUUCUCCUUCAUUGUGUAAGUUUUUAACUUAUUGAAUUCUAAAUUCACGCUUUAUUGUAAAUAUUUUUUGUUGUUUUUGACGUAAUGGUCAAUGUAGAUGGCAUUGAGCUAAAUUUCGAGGAAUAAAGUGUUUUUGGCCUAAAUGUAUGAGAUACUUCUUCAUGAAGAUCUGUUGUGUACAUAGUGUAAGUACAUGUUAAUCAGUAAUGAUGUCACCGAAUUAUUGUUGUUUUUGUUAUUAUAGAAAUGUAAAUACAAAAAAAAAUGUUAUAUUUAAAUAUUAAAUCAUGAUUAUUGUAAUUAUACAUGUUUGUGCAAGGCAUCUUGUUGACUCUCUUUAUGUAAAUAACACGAUCAUAUUUACGUGCAGAUAAAUGCGUCGUCCAUUGAAAGUUAUACAACAUAUAAAAUAACAUAAAGACAAACUAUAUUUAGGUUUAAUUUUCUAAUAAAUGUUUCUCAAAAAACUUGCUUUUAGCCAAUUUAAUGCUUUUAAUGUGUAAGAUAAAUUAAGCCAAAUAACUUAGCUGUUUUAAUACAACAUGACUAUUCCAUAUUGUAAAUAAUAUAAGAUAUGUAAUAAGCGUAAUGUGAUAGUAUAACAGCCGCAAAGCAUGUGCGUAUGAGACGGAAUUUGGGUAAUCUGCUUAAGAAGAAUAUAUUGAAAUAUAUUAACAAAUCGUUAGAAUAAUUCAAAUCAAUUAGUUACUUAUGUAUUUACACAGUUACCGGUCGCUUUCGCGUUCUUGUUUCAAAUUUUAUGUGAAGUGACAAUAUACAUGAUUAUUAAAUGUAUAGAAUACGUAAUUAGGUUAUAAUUUGUUUCACCACUAAAAGUUAAUGGAUAGGGGUGUUAAUGGUUGUCAAAAUAUGUCUUAACACUCUUAAUAGUUCCAAUGAAUAUGUUUUUCUUUUACCCACGGCGUUCGAUUCCCCUCUAAUUUUCAAAACUUACUAUUUUAGACUCCUAGCGACGACCAUCAUACUUACUCGUGGUCGAGGUCGUUACGGUUCCCCGUUGUGUUCGAAGAGCCUUUGUACUCUAUUAUAUACCAAUUCGACAACAAAUUUAUAUAAUAGUGUCCAUCCCUUAGUUAUGUACUUACACACGUAUAAGGCCAAGUACGGCACAAUGUAUGUAUGUGAGUAUUGGUGGAGGUGUACUCGACACCCUAAAAUCCGGAUUUAGGAAAGUAUUUUAACCUUAUUCAAUGAGUGUAGGUGUUAACUGUUUUAUGAAAUUAUACGUCCUAUUACGGCCUAUUUGAAAGCGUAGAAUGUUAAUUCAAGUGGUGAAACAGUCUUCUGUCACGAUGCCUUUGCGUAUAAUACUAAUGUUUAAUGUUCUCAAGUAUUUCUCCGUUUAAAUCGUUUCACAUUUUAAGAAUAUUACACAAAGACAUUCCAUAUAUUGUUAUUGCAUUUUUAAAUAAGUAUGUUGUAAUCAAUUAAAUAUUUAAAUACUAGAUGCGUUACGCGUUGAAUAUAUAGGAAAUCUUAAACAAAAUAUAUUAAAGUCGCCUCUGCAACUUGACUGCGUUUUCUCAAGUUUUCUUUAAAGUUUGCAGUUCAUAAUUAUGAAGUACUGUAUACUUUAUAAACUGAUCUUUUGUCAAAUUGUUGUAGUCUGGUUACUGUAACAUUGUUUUAUUGAGUAAAAUGUACAGAACGAUUUAUUACACAUGUUUAGAAUAUAAAUAAAUUGAAUGUUGUGAAAUACAGACAUUAUAUUAUACUAAAUGUACUCACAAAGUUUCUCUAAUUUAAGUCUGAGUUUAAAACUUUACGUGUAGUAGGAAUGUACAUAUUUAUUUAUAACAGUGUAAGUUUUGUAGUAUUUGUGGUUGACCAAAGUCGAAGUUAAAGACGAUUUCGGUAUUGGCCAGCCACUAACUAAAAAUUUAGCUGUACCCUCAUUUAUGUAAAAAUAUUUAAGCAAUGUCAAAAACUGUAUUUAAAAUGAUGCUAGUAGUGAUUAAAAUAUUGCUUAAAUAGUUUUACGAGGGAUUAAUGUUCAUCUCUGAUGCGAGUGCCUACUUGGAUGUAGGGAAACAUUAUGUUACAGUAGUUGAUCAGUUAAUAAAAUAUUAAACAGA
Molecule: messenger RNA, 4175 nt
Organism: Trichoplusia ni (cabbage looper)
Lineage: Eukaryota; Metazoa; Arthropoda; Insecta; Lepidoptera; Noctuidae
Product: RING finger and transmembrane domain-containing protein 2
Exons: 6
Coding region: 142-1557 (471 amino acids)
Biological process (GO): positive regulation of ERAD pathway
Molecular function (GO): ubiquitin protein ligase activity
Source: RefSeq, a predicted model, not a curated record